Messenger RNA from Branchiostoma floridae (Florida lancelet), 5584 nucleotides. Its product is annotated as selenocysteine insertion sequence-binding protein 2-like. The record is from RefSeq and is a predicted model, not a curated record. The transcript is spliced from 17 exons. NCBI's taxonomy places the organism in Eukaryota, Metazoa, Chordata, Leptocardii, Amphioxiformes, Branchiostomatidae. Gene Ontology annotation, biological process: selenocysteine incorporation. Gene Ontology annotation, molecular function: selenocysteine insertion sequence binding; mRNA 3'-UTR binding; ribonucleoprotein complex binding. The coding region runs from base 192 to 3959 and encodes 1255 amino acids. Gene Ontology annotation, cellular component: ribonucleoprotein complex.
GCAUUCUAUCCAAUCACAGUGCUGGAUAUCGAUCACGUGAUGGACGGAGGGUCACGAUUUCCGGCUUGUGCCAGUGCAGUGUUUUACGAUAUAUCUUCCAACCAAACUGAGCAAAUUUCACCACAUUUUAACGUUUUGGGCCGAUAUUUGCGCAUUUUCCUCCGAUGGUUAGACAAGCGAGGCCUCCAUAAAUGUCUCAUGGUGAGAACAUCACCUCUCAGGUGAGCCAGUUGUCUGCUGAGGUGGAGCCUUUUGUGCCCUCUGCGCUCCCUCUCCCGACCUCUGACCCCAGCGGGGGCACACAGCCGCACGUCCUCCCUAGAUAUGUCACAUCGUGUUACCCGUUUGUUCAACCUCCGGAGGUGACACCUGAGGGUUACGUCCAAGAAGUCCGCUGGCCAAGUUCUGUACCUAACCCCCAGUAUAACCCCUAUCCACCCCUCUCCCCCCAGCCCCACCUCCCACAUUAUUACCCUCCUCACAACACCCCACCGCCACCAGGACCGUUUCUACCUCACCCCUCUCCUUACCCCCCUCCCCUGUAUGCAGGGUACCCCCCUCCCCCUCAUCUAUACCCACCACCCUAUGGGACCAGGUCUCCAACACAGCAGGUCACAAAACAGAAGACCCGAAGGAGAAGCGGCUCACGGUCAGUUCAAACCAAGAGUAUCGCUGUCCAGAAGGAGGCAUCCAGCAACAGUCCUGUCCACAACAGACACAGAACUAUCAUUUUACUGGAUGCCAGUCAACAAACUGAUUUCCCUGACGACAUUGCAGACAAGUCCUUACGGGAUAAACCCAGCCCACUGCUGAGGAAGUCCAAAGCCCGCAGGUUGGCAAGUCGUAGGCCGCAGGAUCCGUCGUCAACAGACUCAGAAGAGGACGAGGGGGGCAUCGAUAGCGACUCUGGCUACAGCAGUCCGAAACACGGCAGGAAUCAGAGCGCAAAUAGUAGUACGUCAGAAGCCGCCACUGGGACUUGUAUUGUUCAACAGGCUGGUGCUCCACUAGAUUAUGCUGGUUACAUCCCACCACACUACUACCAAGCCUACGGAUUCACCCACCAACACACCUCUCACGUGGGGCUGACGCACCCCCCACCACCCGGACCUAUGAUCCGACAAGACACAGCCAGCCCCAGGGGUAGGGGAAGAGGGAGGGGGGCCUGGGGACAACCACCACCCCCACUACCAGGGGAAGCAAAAGGAAAAUGGCGACAGAGAAAGAGAUCGCCAAAGAACAGUGGAGGGAGGGAAAGAGAGGAGCACCCAGAGUUGGAUGGUUCGACCCUGCCCUCUACCCCCCGUUCUGUGGCCAGUAGUGAUGCGGAGUCCUUACAGUUCCAUGAUGAGAUGGAGUUCCCCAGUCUGGGGGCACCACAACAGUCUCAGGCACAGAACCCAUCGGCUCCCAUGUCAUAUAGCGCUAUACUACAGACUGCUGCACCACCUAAGUUGCCUGGCUCCCAGGAACCCCUGAAUCCUGCGACUGUAGUCUCGACACCUGUUGAAGUGAAAAAAGAGGGGAAGAAUGCCAGAAAGAAGAGGAAAAAGGCUCUGCUAGCAGCCAAGGCUGCUGCUGAGGAGUAUUCAGAGAUCACUCAGGAACAGUCCAAACUUCAGGAGAUUCAGAAGAAGGCGUCUGGGAAGAAGAGUAAGCAGCCGAUGCAGCUGGACCUGGGUGACAUGCUGGCAGCGCUGGAGAAGCGACAGCAGGAGCUGAAGCUCAAGACAGCUGCUGGCCCAGCCAAGACAGCCGCUGUAUCAACAGGAACAGUACCUGUACAAGUGGUAUCAUCAGACAAUAAACAGUGGAGUGGUAAGAAAGAGGCUUCCAAUGUAAGUAUGCCUCACAAUCCCUUGGACUCACAUGCUCCCGCUGUCAAGAGAGGCAAGGAGAGAGAAACCCCACACAAGAAGAAACCAAGUGCCUUGAAGAAGGUUAUUCUGAAGGAACGGGAAGACAAGAAGAUGCAGAAAUUGAUGGAGGACCAGGCACACUCGGACGCGGAAACUGGCGAGGUCCCGUCCAGCACGGCGUGCUAUAUCCCGUUUUCCAUGGAAGAUUCAGACGGCGGGACGUCCCAGGAGGGUGAGAACACCACAAAUUCCCCCCUUUCAGCCAAAUUCGAUCAAAUCACGCAGGACAAUAAUGCAGGAUCACCACCAGACACCCUUAAACCGGUAGAACUUGUGAAAACCUCCGGGCAAACUGCAAUGGAGGAUUUCAAUGAUGAUGAUGAUGUUGAUGAUUGGGAAGAAGAGCCCAAAGCAAUGUCUGCACCCGAACCAAAAGAAGAGGAGUAUUAUGGGGCCCUGUCACAAGAUGACCACAGCUUCCGUGGUUCCAUGAGCCUGAGUGCAACGGGAAGUGAACUAUCACCCCUGAGCCAAGCGAUGUCACCAAUCAACUUCAGCCCGCUGUCGUCUGCGUCGCCGCUGUCCUCUGGAACGGGUAGCCCGCUGUGCGCACCAUCUCCCAUCGGACCGAAAAUCCACAGCCGGCGGUUCCGCGAGUACUGCAACCAGGUCCUGGACAAGGAAAUUGACGCUACCGUCACAAUGCUGCUGCAAGAUUUGGUUCGCUUCCAGGACAGGCAGUACCAUAAGGACCCAAUCAAGGCCAAGGCCAAAAGACGUAUUGUCAUGGGGUUACGCGAGGUCACCAAGCACCUGAAACUGAGGAAGCUGAAAUGCAUCAUCAUUGCUCCAAACCUGGAGAAAAUACAGUCCAAAGGUGGUCUUGACGAUGCUAUUGAGACCAUACUGAACCUGUGUAUGGAGCAGGACGUACCAUUUGUGUUUGCUUUGGGGAGAAAAGCCCUUGGCAGGGCUGUGAACAAACUGGUACCUGUCAGCGUGGUGGGGGUCUUCAACUAUGAUGGUGCAGAGGAACAUUUUAAGACAAUGGUAGAGCUGACCACCCAAGCACGCAAUGCCUACAUCGACAUGGUCACCAUCUACAGACAGGAAUGGGAGCAAAUGCAGGCAAUGAGGAAUAGCGGCCAGCCAAUUUACCCCGCUCACUUAGGCCACUCUCGUAAUCCGUCCGCUGCGUCUGCUGUCUCCUUCAGCAGUGUCCUCUCUGAGACAAUCUCCGAGUGUCACCCAGAGCACGACGGGGACAUUGAAGGGCCAAAGAUCAAGGUUGAGGCGGCAAAGGUCACGGAGGAGUCAAAGCUGAAAGGUCAAGAGGAGUGCACUGAACAGGGUGCCAUUAAAGCAGAGCCCACAAAAGAAAGCCUGAAUAGUGAAACAGAAAAUAACUUGAAAGAAAACUCAAGUGAGAGUAACUCUGACAGGGCUGACGUGGAGUCUGAGUCAUCUGAAGGACCAGAGUCGGUGUCGCGGCACUCGGAGAUCGUUGAGUUCCCGCCUGCGUACGACGACGUCUUAACCAGCUCAGCUGCCACGACAGUUGUUAACGGAGCGGAGAGCGAGGUGACAGAUGUUGUAGAGGAGGAAGGAGAUGUGCUGAACACUUCCUGUAGUUCAUCCAAGCUACGCGUGCUCGACACGGGAAGAAUUGAGAGCUGGGUCGUUGAGGCAUCCCAGUGUGUGGAGAAACUGGAUCUUGAUCCUCAGCAACAUGCUGAGGAGAAAAUAGACCCUGAUCAGAAGAAGGCAGAAAGCAAAGUAACUUCAGAACAGGACUCGUCAAAAGACCUUCGGGCUGAUUCCAAGCCAGAUGUCGACACAAGACCUGGCCGUAAUGUCUCCCCUACAAAGCAGAUGGACUCUACCCCAGCAGAAGAGCAGAACACAGCAAACUGUGACCUUAGCAACCUGAAACAGAAUGUGCAACUUCAAUCCGAGGGGGGAGAAGUUUCAGCGGAAAAGAAGACAAUAGCAAGUAAGGAUGAGGAUUCAACAGCGGGGCAAACUGGCUCGUUAUCAGAACCCGCAGAUGAAGUUGGCAAGUUCAAUGGGACAGUGUCCACGGAAAUCAAUGACAGAUAGCGGGAAUAUUAAAUCAUUGUAAAAAAAAGUGUUUACAAUAUGGUGAUGAUAGAAAGAGUAAGGGUACAAUUUGUAAAAUAGUUUGACUUCACAUUUUGAGAAUAGCAAAUCCACUGCUAGAGUGCUAACCUUUUUUUUUAACCCACUCCAUUUGUGUUUGAUUUGUUUAUCAAAAGUAAGGUACCAUAGAGAAAAGUGUGUUUUUCUCAAUGUGACAAGUGUAUACACCAUAAUGAAUUGUGGAAUACUGUACUGUAUCUGUCAUAGAUGGUUUGUUCAAUAGAAUAUCAUGCCUUUAUUAUGGCAAUAUGAAUUAUAUCACGUUUGCAAUGGCCCAAGGCAACAAAACAUUAGGUCUGAAGAAAAUUUAACAUUGCUAGAAAAUGUUGAAUGUUUUCCUUUGAAUUGAGACAUGAAAUAUUUGAUAAGGUGUUGAAACUUCCUUAGAUUUGCUUGAUUGAAACUGUUGUGCUUUUUAGCAGAGUUUGUGUAACAGCUUCUUACACGAUUCUGCCAGGCCACAUAUAUUGGCUACCCAGAAAAAUGUGUCAGAAGCAGAUCUCUUAUGCAACGUACCCCAAUAUGAUUCACUCCUGCAUUUGUAAUCUGUGCAUAUUUUGGGUUGUUGCACCAGAGAUCACUCAAACAUACAUGUACUGUUUUCCGAUAGAAAAGUGCAAAAUAGAAGUACUACUGUAAUAAUGCACCAAAUACUGUAGAGAACAUUAACAAAGAAUUGAAUAUAUUCCUGAAGCUCUCCAAACGAAUCAGCUGAGAUUAAUUUUGAUUUUUUUUCAUCAACAUGUGCCCAUGUACUUUAAGUUUAUUAUUUAGUAUAUAAUGAAAGUGCUGUCAUGGUAUCACCUCAUCAUCAUUGUAGUAACUGUUGUGCAACAGAAAAUUCUACUGUCUUUUGCAAUCUACAUUGGUGGUCACUCCUAAAAGCUAAGGUCACUUUCAGAACUAAGUGAUAGCAAGAUAUUUUGCUUAGAGUAUCUUGAAAUGGCUUUACCUGUUUCAUAGAAAUAUGAAACUGUCCGAAUGAUUAAAACCAAGUACAACUUACAGUUGAAACCAAAAGGAAUAAGAAUUCAGUGUUCUUUUUACCCCAUGUCAUGUUUCAAAUGGAAUAGCCCAAAAUCAUGUACUUCAUCAUGAGAUUUGCCAAUUUUUGGUAUGACAGGGCCGAGAAGUUUCUUAUCGUUGGAAAAUGAUGGGUAUGACUUCAGAUCCAUGUCCGUAUGCUUUUGAUUGAAGUUCUUUAAACCAUUUUUUCAUUGUGUGCACUUAGUUCGGAACACAUUUAAAUUGGUUGGUGUGUGUCUGUCAUUUCCCUUCUUGCACAAUGUUGCUGCUACACAUCUUUCCAAGCAAAUACAGACCCACCUGUACAUGUCUGCCCUACAAUGCUAGAAUGCUAUGAUAUAGAAACAUACCCUUGUUUUUAAGGCAGACAACUUGUAUGCAGCAUCAGAAGUCCUGCUAUCCAUGACUGUACAAUAAAAUUUCCCCAGCUCUUCAAAAAGUAAGAUAAAAAGACACAGUUGCACAAUUUGUUAGUCUUACGUAUAUACUUUUUUAUAGUUCACUUCCUAUACAACAGGGAAGGAAAUGUAUCAUUUAUA